UUCCGCCUCCCUUACAGAAGAAAACCCUAACUCACAAAAACCCUAACUACCACCAAGGAAUCUCUUUCUCGCACUCGCUAUGUAAAAAACCUUAGGGAAGUUGUAGAUCGGUUAGAUAUUUAAGAAGUAGUCCGCUGAAAUUGCAAUGGCUUCUUUAUAACUCAUUUUCUCUUCUUCUCUGCUCUUCUUCUGUUGAAAAUUGAGAAGUUAGAUUGAGGUAUGGCUUAAGGAAAAUUAAAUCUAAAAUAAUAAGAAGUUGGUGUUUUUGCUAAUUAUGAAGAAGGGGAUCAAGAACUAGGUUUUCCUUGUGAAUCGUUAAUUGAGUUAGAAAUGGAGAAACUAAAGAUGAUUUGGUGAAGAGACAGUAUGAUGACGAAGAAUUAGUGAUUGAUGUGUGAGUUGAAUGAACAUUAGAGAAGUUAGAGUUUAUGUUCUUCUCAAAAUAGAUAUUAGGGUUCUUGGAUGUAAUUGAAUCAAGUGAUUGAAAUUGAAAUUGAGGUUUUAGAGGAAGGAUUAGAGAUGGGUAUGUUUCAUUUAAAAAUUUGAUUGAUGUUGUGAAGCUGUUAAGGAAGAAAUUGAAGAAGGUAAUGUUGAUGUUGGAUCGAAUUAUAGGCCAUGGUGGUGGUAGAGGCAGAGUAGGCGGCAUAGGAGGAGGUCGUUGUAGUGGUGGAAUGAAAGGUGGUAGUAAAGUGAUUGUUGAACAACAUAUACAUGAAGGUGUUUUCAUUUCUAAGGGUAAAUAAGAUGCACUUGCGACAAAAAAUAUGGUUUACGAUGAAUUUGUUUAUGGUGAGAAGAGAGUUUCUUUCCAGAAUAAUGAUGGGACUAGAUUGAGUACCGAGUCUGGAAUUCUUUUAGAUCAAAGCUUGAUGCUGCUAUACUUGGUGGUGUUGACAAUAUUUGGAUUGUCUCUGGAGCUAGAGUUUUGUAUCUUGGGGCUGCUUCUGGUACUAUUGACCAGGUGUUGGUGGGAUGGUUGAUGUUAUUUUCUCAGACGUUACUCAACCUGACCAGGUGUGCGCUGUGAGGAAGUGAUGAAAUUGUUGUGGGUGUUGAUACUUGGAUGUACUAAAAGUGGUGAAACAUCCUUUCAGGGAGUUUUGAUGCAAUUGCAACAGCAUUCUCAAAAAGAGGAUUGGAUUGUUUAAAUUGGACGGAACCAAUUUAUUUGGAUCUUGUGAGACUGGUGGAGAUGAGGAACAGAUGGCAGCUACUGCAGCUUACAUAAAGCUUAAAUGGAAGGGCCUUCAGAAGAAGGUUGUCUUUGUUAUUGUUAUUACAGAUCUCAACACCUGUCAUCGCACAUGGUUCAACACUGGUGUCAAUCGAUGUGAUUGCCAUUCUGACGAGGUUGCCAAGAGGGCAUUGGUUGAUGGCCCAGAGUCUUCCCAAAUUCGUGUUUUUGGUUUGCCAGUGAGGCCCUCAUUUUGUCGGCCUGUAAAGAAAACUGCAAAAGCUCUCCGCGAAGCACUAUUCAAUGCAAAACCUGGUAAAGCAAUCGGACAGAUCAUCAUCAUAUGUGGCCGGAACAAAAUCUUAGCUUCUACACUAGAAACUGGUCCAUGGAAAGUCCCACUAAAGAUCAGAGGAUUCGAGACCCAAAUGGAGAAAUGGAUGGGUUCUUGUGACUGCAUUAUAACCAAAGCUGGAUCUGGAACAAUUACGGAGGCGUUGAUAAGGGGCCUUCCGAUCAUGAAGCAAUGGCUAGGCAGUUGUAUAGCAGGUUCUGGUGUUGUGUUGGUGCAGUCGUUUUAUAUUGGGGAGAAGAUUCCAACUAAUGUGGUUCUUGAUACUCGGCAACUUGUUGGGACAAUAAAGUGUCUUGAUGCUGUAAGAACUGAGUUGAAAAAAGUUAACUGUAACCUUGCUCUCAUGAAGAACCGUGUUAAAGAGCUUCCCAAAAAGGAUAUUCCCUCAAAGGUUGCAGAGGAUGCUGUCAAUCACAAGCUCAAAGAUCCCAAGACUCAUGAAGUUCCUGAACCAUCCAUAUGA
Papaver somniferum (opium poppy) is the source of this 1992-nucleotide messenger RNA. Its product is annotated as probable monogalactosyldiacylglycerol synthase 3, chloroplastic. The transcript has 8 exons. The record is from RefSeq and is a predicted model, not a curated record. The coding region runs from base 1204 to 1992 and encodes 262 amino acids. Gene Ontology annotation, biological process: glycolipid biosynthetic process. Gene Ontology annotation, molecular function: hexosyltransferase activity. NCBI's taxonomy places the organism in Eukaryota, Viridiplantae, Streptophyta, Magnoliopsida, Ranunculales, Papaveraceae.